GGGCUUGUUAGUUCAGUCUCAUUUACUCAAUUACUCCCUCUCUGGCUCUCAGCUCUCUUUCACUCUAAACCUAAAAACUCUACACAAACUCUUCCUCCACUGUCGCUGCCGCACUCCCGCCCCACGCCACCGCAGGCUGCUGCUCCAUCACAGGCGCCUUCCGCCGCUGCUGCCUGGUGCUUUGACGUUAUCGGUACUGCUGUGGGUUGCUCGAAGCCUAGAUUCGAACACAGUCGAACUCGAAGAGUCGAAGGUUUUCAAACCCUAAUCCCUAAAAAUGGAAAUUUUUGAUUUUGUUUAAGAUUGUGAUAGAAUUAACUAUUCAAUACCUCAAGCUGAAGGAAUAUGCUACCUUUGGAGAGAAUAUAAGCUGCUGAGUAACUUGUCUACCUCUAGUGAGAAAUUGACACCUUAUUUCUAAUAACAAGGAUCUUGAACAGACACUAGUUCUGUUGUAUUUGGGUGUUUACUUUUCCCGAGGGGGGGUCGAAGAGCAUCGGAACACAAUGCGUUCGGUGCUCACUAUAUUUCCUAUUGUCCCUUCCAUUCUGUUGGCUACUUCUUUGCAUAGUUUUUUAUGUUCCCAUCGUUUGAAACAUCUUGAAAAAAGUGAUCGGCGUGGUAAUCUUAGUUAACAUUAGGCUUAUUCUGUGAUUCACUAUUUUGUCCACUUUUGUCUUCCUUUCCUUGUGUUUUUGGUUUCCCCCUGUUUCUUGCUGAAAUCUUAGAGAUAAAUCGGGAUUACUCACUGGGAGGUGUUUGAUCUGCAUUUUCAUCGUUACAAUAGUCUUAGAAGAUUUUUUCUACUUCUAUUUUAGGCCAAUUCUGUGUUUUCUUUGCUAUACGAACUUUGUGUUUUCAGUUCCCUGGCUCUUAUUCCGAUGGACAUUGUUCAUGUUGACGGUAGUGCUACAGAUGAACAGUCUUUUGCCGUGAAGAAGCAGCAUGCUUGCCGUGUUACUGGAAUUGAAACUAUAGAGGAACUUCAAAAUGCACUUCAUGAUACUCUAGCAGUGAAUAAUGAGAACCUGGAAAUCAGCAGCAAGCUACCUUCAGAUUAUGGCAGUAGCAGUCUGGAGGAUGAAAGCACAGGAUCAGGUGACAGUAACCUAGAUCCGGAAGGCUCUAAUGCAUCAUCUUGUAAGUGCUUGCACAAGAGCGCUACUUUCCCUAUUGCGGUUAAAGAGGAAAAUGCACCUGAAUCUCAGCCAGAAAAUAAGUCUUGUACGCGCUCUCAGUCUCUUCCGACUGCAAACAAGCUCGUCUCUGCUAUGAAAGGUGGCCGAGAGAAGGAAGGUGUUUCUCCUAGGAAGCUGAGUGUAUCUUGGGCACCUGAUGUGUAUGAUCCUGUACCAACUUCCUUAUCUCACUAUCCAAAGAAAAAGUCUCGGCUUCAGUUAAAGAGCAACAAGAAACAUGGAAAGAGCAAGCAGAAGAGUAAGAAUGCACGUGGGGGAGCAAGUGCAUCGAAAGAUAAGAAACAACACCGCAACAUGGGCGGAAAUUCUGAUAAGUGUUUGGACUCCUUUUCGGAUGCCAAUAGGGUACCACCAUCAAACAAGUUUGCUGCUUUCACUCUGUUGGAUUUUGAUGAUGGUAUUGAAAUCGGUAGCCCUAAUUCCAGCUGCGCGAGCAACUUUCUGGAACAAUCUGAUGGUACCAUGCAUUGUGUUUGCUGAGCUGAUGCUAUGUAAGCCGGUCAAGUGGUUUUACCAGGAUUUUGCUACCGAGUUUGGCAUUUUCUACUGCUGUAGAUAAAUAAGGAGUUGAGACAUUUUCUGAGGCUUUUCUAUGGUAUUUGUUUAGCUACUAAGCUGUUUUGCUCUCUUUAAAAGGCACUUCUUGAUUGAAGUAGUGAACUGUGUGCGUUGGUUGACAAUUAAAAAUGGGGUAGUUAAUAUUAUCCAGGUUAAGCUACGUCAAUAUAAUGUGUGAUGUGUUGUGUUGUGUUAGUACAUGCAAAAACAAAUAUCAUGUAUUGUUUUAGAUUUCUGCAGCCGUCUUAUAUUUAAAAUAUGGAGACUGGUGGAGAAGCUUUGCUAUCCUACUCUGGUUUUAUGGUCUUU
Messenger RNA from Amaranthus tricolor (Joseph's coat), 2066 nucleotides. RefSeq lists its product as uncharacterized. The record is from RefSeq and is a predicted model, not a curated record. Bases 882 to 1679 code for a protein of 265 amino acids. The transcript is spliced from 2 exons. NCBI's taxonomy places the organism in Eukaryota, Viridiplantae, Streptophyta, Magnoliopsida, Caryophyllales, Amaranthaceae.